Messenger RNA from Stereum hirsutum FP-91666 SS1, 1605 nucleotides. RefSeq lists its product as uncharacterized. Lineage: Eukaryota; Fungi; Basidiomycota; Agaricomycetes; Russulales; Stereaceae. The transcript is spliced from 4 exons. The record is from RefSeq and is a predicted model, not a curated record. Bases 1 to 1605 code for a protein of 534 amino acids.
AUGGCUCCCUCCCGCUCUACAAGAGAACCAUCGCGAUUUGAUCCGCUAUCUUCACCCUCAGGUUCCUCUAGCAAUGCUCCUAGUACCAGUACCAGUUCUUCCGUCUCGCGUCCCCACGGCAAACAGAAAUCCACUACUAUUCAGCCAGACGAAGUCAUCGUCGUCUCUUCCGACGAAGACAAUGAUGAAGGCUCAGUUAUUGUUAUAUCUGAUGACGAUGAAACGCCUCUCCAACCGCCGAAAAGAUUCAAGAACACCAGACCCACCAGGCCACCGAAGUCGCGCAAGCCAACUCAUGGUUCCUCUCGCACUCAAACACCGCUUCCGAAAGAUGCGGUGCGCACUGGCGCGGCUGGAAAUCAACCAGUCACCAUCGCGAGAAUCCUCUCUGGUGAAUUUGGACAUCCGAAGACUUGGUCAUUCGGCCUUCCCGAACCAAAUUUCGUGGAUAUCGAGAAGCUGAUAGAAGAGGGGUUGAAGGAUCCGAUGUUACUGUUCAACCCGGCUCAGGCACGCCUAAUGCCGGCUGGUAUGCGAGCACUCAAUCCGAAAGUGUUCGGGGCUCAUCCAGACGAGAAUGAUCGUACCGUCCGCUACACUCACGUCGAACGAUACCCAGGCGGGCCUGUCUGGUUCACCGUUCGUUGGUGGGCUGCUGGACUCUUCGGCACCUAUUUCGACUUGGUAGACGUCCCUACUCGAAAGCUCUUCCUUCCCCAUCGCGAUCUCUCCGAUCUAUUCGUCCAGGUCGAAUUUUUGGGAGCCAUGGUUCCCGUGGGGACCGUCGAAGACGCCAUGCGUCUUUCCCGCGGUGUGAAGAAGAUCCCCGGCGCGAAUGAUGAUGAACGGUACCAGGCUCCUGAGGGCGCGAGGGUGCUGUUCUCGAGGAUUCUGCCUAACGGAAAGAGGGAGCCUGUUGCGGAUCGACGUUCGAAUGUCACUGUGGAUGACAUCGAGAGAAACCGGUAUGGAGAUCCCACCACGUGGACAUUCGGCGUACCAGAAGAAAAUCGUAUCGACCUCCAAAACCUCGUCCAAGAAGCCUGGAGAAGUCCCUGGAUACAAGCCGAGCUCUUGAACAUAGCGAAUAUCGGCGCUCGAAAUGCAAGGUGGAACGCGAUACGGGAUGAGUUGCUUGCGAUAGACUCCAAGGUGUAUGGCGCUCAUCCCGUCAAUGACCCGUCUGUCCGGUACAUGCAUAUCGAACUGUACAGCGGAGGCCCGGUGUGGUUUACCAUACGUUGGUGGGAUGGCGACAAUCUCAGGACAUUCUUCGAUCUCGUCGACGUCCGCGACAGGCGGGUCCUUUGUCCACGUCUAGACCUUGCCGACCUCCAGAUUAUCAUGACACACAUGGGAACAACGUGCGAGCUCCACACUAUUGAGGAGGGGACUCGCCGCUCUCGAGGAGUGUCACAAGGAUCUGCCCACAGAGAAGAGCGCUAUGUGGCACCUCCAGGGGCACGCCUUUAUAUAUACAAACGGGAGCCUAACCCGCCUGGAGGCCGUCGCCACAUUGCAAACGCUUAUGUCCCUGCACAGUACGCCCAGGGUGGAUCUGGCCUGUGGCCCCAACUCACAUCGCCGUACUCGAGUCGCCACUGA